CUGCCCAGCAAGGUAAUGCGAGCUUCUCACCAGCAGGUGGCGCCGAGACUGCGGUACUCUGACACCUCGGAACGUUUCUAUCCGGAUCCAGCGCUUGGGGGGAGGCGGAUUUCCUGCGGACCCAUUUUGUUUACUGCCAGCUGGGAGAUGCUACAGACACAGAGCUCUCUGGCUGAGUCCGUUGAUGGGGAGGAACUGAGGGUCGAGGAGGGGAUCCUGGAAGGGAACGGGGAUCUGAGACCCAGCAGCACUGCCUUCCACUCUCUGUAUAUUUACCUUCCUGGAGGUGACUCUCAGCCUGGUACUGACACUGAGGAUGGCAGCUCUGCCAGUCUGUCCGGAGAUGCAGCCUGCACCGACGACUUCAGCCUGUCGCUGGUGGAUACAAACUUACCCUCCGAGUCGGAGCUGGAGCUGCGCAGCUUCGUUUCUAAGCGCCUGUCCCGCGGCGCCCUGUUUGAGGGAAUGGGAAACGUUGCAUCUGUGGAACUGAGCUCUACAGAAUAUUCUAUGGGAUGUUUCUAUUGCCUCCUGCAAGAAGACAAAGUGGGGGAAGCAGCAGAGGCGGAGCUCAGUGCGCCCCCCCCAGAAUACAUUGUCUGCUUUCUGGCAGGUUCUGAAAAAGGACUUGACUUGUUCCGAUUGGAGCUGGAUAAAUACGCUGAGGCGCUGAAGGCAAAACUGGACCCCCAGAUGAGCAACCUGGAGACUGACAUAAGGCCCCACCUCUGCAGCUGGUUUGAAGCCUCCGUGCAGCCAAUCCAGAGGGUGGUGCAUCUGUUCCAAGAGAAGCUGGCCUACCUAUUGCACGCAGCGCUGAGCUACACGCCGGUCGAGGUGAGGAACGCAGAUGACAGGACCCAGGGUGACAUAAGCAGGUUCCUGGGCAUGGCCGGGCUGCAGGGGUUGGUGCAGGAGGGCACCAUGGCAUCUCUAUGUGUUGCAAUGACGGAGGAGGAGCAGAGGGCACUUAUUGUAGACUGCAGUGACUCCCAGCCGCAGAUCCUGCAUGCAGUGAGUAACAAGUUCUGUGAGGACUGGAUGCAGAUUGUUACACACAGCCCUGACGGGGGCAACCCCUUCCUCUUCCGCCAGCGACUGGAGAACUUCAAGCUAAAGGCAAUCCAGGAUAUGAACAACCUGAAGCGGCUGAUCCGACAGGCAGAGAUGAGCCACUACGCCUUGUUUCGGUGCUACGCCUUCCUGCGGAACUGCGGCAAUGGCGACAUUCUGCUGAAGAUUGUGAGGGUGGAGCACGCGGAGAUGCCGGAGGCCAGCAGUGUCCUGAGGGUCCUGGAGGAGUUUAUCCAGGAGGAUGGAUUUUCCGCUCACAACUGCUGAGCUGUCUCUAUGGUUCUGUUAGUAGUCACUGGGCUCACAGCUCUCUCGCUCUAACGACCAUGGGCUCUGCGCUUUCAUCAACUUGACUGGGGGGCCACACAAAUCCCACUACAUAGAGUGUCCUGGGCAGUCUCACAGGGGCCCCAAAAUGCCCAAGGUUCUCUCCAUUCACUAUUUGUAUUGUGCAUCUUGGGAGCAGUCACAGGGGCCCCCGGGGGUUGGUGUCUCCUACUGGGAGCAGUCACGGGGGCCCCCGGGGGUUGGUGUCUCCUACUGGGAGCAGUCACGGGGGCCCCCGGGGGUUGGUGUCUCCUACUGGGAGCAGUCACGGGGGCCCCCGGGGGUUGGUGUCUCCUACUGGGAGCAGUCACGGGGGCCCCCGGGGGUUGGUGUCUCCUACUGGGAGCAGUCACGGGGGCCCCCGGGGGUUGGUGUCUCCUACUGGGAGCAGUCACGGGGGCCCCCGGGGGUUGGUGUCUCCUACUGGGAGCAGUCACGGGGGCCCCCGGGGGUUGGUGUCUCCUACUGGGAGCAGUCACGGGGGCCCCCGGGGGUUGGUGUCUCCUACUGGGAGCAGUCACGGGGGCCCCCGGGGGUUGGUGUCUCCUACUGGGAGCAGUCACGGGGGCCCCCGGGGGUUGGUGUCUCCUACUUUAUAUUUUAUGGUGCAACAAUAAUGACAAUAACGGUCUCUUUUACCCAAUCACUAACAUGUUGGUACAAAACUGCAGUAUUGGGGGUAACACUACAUUUUGUAACUUGGCCUUUUGGGGGUGAGAUAUUAAUUUAAUGUAAAAAAGGUUUUUAUGGGAAGGUGAGAGAGGAAAUGCUGUUUCUGGGGGAUAGGGACCGGGGCCUAGAGAGGUGCCUGUAUCUGCCCGGGAUAUGGCCUUCUGGGAAGGUGCCCCUAUAUAGGCAGAACCCACUGUGGAUAAGAAGCCAUGUUGGGCCAUAACGUAGGCGAGUGGGUUACAUACAAGCUGCCCCUAUAUAGGCAGAACCCACUGUGGAUAAGAAGCCGUGUUGGGCCAUAACGUAGGCGAGUGGGUUACAUACAAGCUGCCCCUAUAUAGGCAGAACCCACUGUGGAUAAGAAGCCGUGUUGGGCCAUAACGUAGGCGAGUGGGUUACAUACAAGCUGCCCCUAUAUAGGCAGAACCCACUGUGGAUAAGAAGCCAUGUUGGGCCAUAACGUAGGCGAGUGGGUUACAUACAAGCUGCCCCUAUAUAGGCAGAACCCACUGUGGAUAAGAAGCCGUGUUGGGCCAUAACGUAGGCGAGUGGGUUACAUACAAGCUGCCCCUAUAUAGGCAGAACCCACUGUGGAUAAGAAGCCGUGUUGGGCCAUAACGUAGGCGAGUGGGUUACAUACAAGCUGCCCCUAUAUAGGCAGAACCCACUGUGGAUAAGGAGCCAUGUUGGGCCAUAACGUAGGCAAGUGGGUUACAUACAAGCUGCCCCUAUAUAGGCAGAACCCACUGUUGAUAAGAAGCCGUGUUGGGCCAUAACAUAGGCGAGUGGGUUACAUACAAGCUGCCCCUAUAUAGGCAGAACCCACUGUGGAUAAGAAGCCGUGUUGGGCCAUAAAAUAGGCGAGUGGGUUACAUACAAGCUGACCCUAUAUAGGCAGAACCCACUGUGGAUAAGAAGCCGUGUUGGGCCAUAACGUAGGCGAGUGGGUUACAUACAAGCUGCCCCUAUAUAGGCAGAACCCACUGUGGAUAAGGAGCCAUGUUGGGCCAUAACGUAGGCGAGUGGGUUACAUACAAGCUGCCCCUAUAUAGGCAGAACCCACUGUGGAUAAGAAGCCGUGUUGGGCCAUAAAGUAGGCGAGUGGGUUACAUACAAGCUGCCCCUAUAUAGGCAGAACCCACUGUGGAUAAGAAGCCGUGUUGGGCCAUAACGUAGGCGAGUGGGUUACAUACAAGCUGCCCCUAUAUAGGCAGAACCCACUGUGGAUAAGGAGCCAUGUUGGGCCAUAACGUAGGCAAGUGGGUUACAUACAAGCUGCCCCUAUAUAGGCAGAACCCACUGUUGAUAAGAAGCCGUGUUGGGCCAUAACAUAGGCGAGUGGGUUACAUACAAGCUGCCCCUAUAUAGGCAGAACCCACUGUGGAUAAGAAGCCGUGUUGGGCCAUAAAAUAGGCGAGUGGGUUACAUACAAGCUGCCCCUAUAUAGGCAGAACCCACUGUGGAUAAGAAGCCGUGUUGGGCCAUAACGUAGGCAAGUGGGUUACAUACAAGCUGCCCCUAUAUAGGCAGAACCCACUGUGGAUAAGGAGCCAUGUUGGGCCAUAACGUAGGCGAGUGGGUUACAUACAAGCUGCCCCUAUAUAGGCAGAACCCACUGUGGAUAAGGAGCCAUGUUGGGCCAUAACGUAGGCAAGUGGGUUACAUACAAGCUGCCCCUAUAUAGGCAGAACCCACUGUUGAUAAGAAGCCGUGUUGGGCCAUAACGUAGGCGAGUGGGUUACAUACAAGCUGACCCUAUAUAGGCAGAACCCACUGUUGAUAAGAAGCCGUGUUGGGCCAUAACGUAGGCAAGUGGGUUACAUACAAGCUGCCCCUAUAUAGGCAGAACCCACUGUUGAUAAGAAGCCGUGUUGGGCCAUAACGUAGGCGAGUGGGUUACAUACAAGCUGACCCUAUAUAGGCAGAACCCACUGUGGAUAAGAAGCCAUGUUGGGCCAUAACGUAGGCGAGUGGGUUACAUACAAGCUGCCCCUAUAUAGGCAGAACCCACUGUGGAUAAGAAGCCAUGUUGGGCCAUAACAUAGGCGAGUGGGUUACAUACAAGCUGCCCCUAUAUAGGCAGAACCCACUGUGGAUAAGAGGCCAUAACGUAGGCGAGUGUGUUACAUACAAGGUGCCCCUAUAUAGGCAGAACCCACUGUGGAUAAGAGGCCAUAACGUAGGCGAGUGGGUUACAUACAAGGUGCCCCUAUAUAGGCAGAACCCACUGUGGAUAAGAGGCCAUAACGUAGGCGAGUGGGUUACAUACAAGCUGCCCCUUUAUAGGCAGAACCCACUGUGGAUAAGAGGCCAUAACGUAGGCGAGUGGGUUACAUACAAGCUGCCCCUUUAUAGGCAGAACCCACUGUGGAUAAGAGGCCAUAACGUAGGCGAGUGGGUUACAUACAAGCUGCCCCUUUAUAGGCAGAACCCACUGUGGAUAAGAGGCCAUAACGUAGGCGAGUGGGUUACAUACAAGCUGCCCCUUUAUAGGCAGAACCCACUGUGGAUAAGAGGCCAUAACGUAGGCGAGUGGGUUACAUACAAGCUGCCCCUUUAUAGGCAGAACCCACUGUGGAUAAGAGGCCAUAACGUAGGCGAGUGGGUUACAUACAAGCUGCCCCUUUAUAGGCAGAACCCACUGUGGAUAAGAGGCCAUAACGUAGGCGAGUGGGUUACAUACAAGCUGCCCCUUUAUAGGCAGAACCCACUGUGGAUAAGAGGCCAUAACGUAGGCGAGUGGGUUACAUACAAGCUGCCCCUUUAUAGGCAGAACCCACUGUGGAUAAGAGGCCAUAACGUAGGCGAGUGGGUUACAUACAAGCUGCCCCUUUAUAGGCAGAACCCACUGUGGAUAAGAGGCCAUAACGUAGGCGAGUGGGUUACAUACAAGGUGCCCCAGGCUCCUGCCCUGGAUUUGCCCUAUGGCUUUUGUUUCUCACCCCCCUGGGCUGAAACUGUUCCAUUGCCUCCUGACUCCUCCCUCAUCCGCCUGACAUUUCAAAUAGCGCUCUUAUUGGCUGUAACUUCAUGACUGUACUUGGUUCUGAUUAAAAUAAAUAGUGAUCGGUA
Molecule: messenger RNA, 5145 nt
Organism: Xenopus tropicalis (tropical clawed frog)
Lineage: Eukaryota; Metazoa; Chordata; Amphibia; Anura; Pipidae
Gene: c10h17orf75
Product: chromosome 10 C17orf75 homolog
Exons: 10
Coding region: 16-1341 (441 amino acids)
Cellular component (GO): trans-Golgi network
Source: RefSeq, a predicted model, not a curated record